AUGGCCGUCUCUCCGAGUAAGGUCCAUCAAGUGUUCUUAAAGUUUCGAGGAGAGCAACUGCGGUACAACUUUCUUAGCCACGUAACCGAUGCCUUAGAGAGGCACGGGAUCAAGUUCUUCAUAGACAAAUACGAGCAGAGAGGCAAAGACCUCAAACAUCUCUUGGUGAGAAUUGAAGAGUCGAGCAUUGCACUGGCCAUCUUCUCUUCUAGGUAUCCAGAGUCAAGGUGGUGCAUGGAUGAGUUGGUGAUGAUGAAGAAACUUGUGGAUCAAGGAAAGCUCCGAGUGAUUCCAAUCUUCUACAAGGUAACGGCAGAAGAAGUUAAAAAACCAACACGUGACAAUGAGUUUGGUAGAAACUUCUGGAGGCUCGCGGAAUUAGUUUCUACAACUUCUUCUAGUAGAGAUCAGAUCAAACAUUGGUUGGAAGCCCUGGAGUCCAUCUGCGAUAAGAUGGGUUUGUCUUCAGAAGAAAGCUCUGAAUCCGAUUUUGUCUACAAGAUUGUUAAGGAGGUUAAGACAGUUAAAGAAGCAAUUGAUAUAGAAGAAGAAGAGAAAUCAUUUUGGGGGGAAAUAUUAAAAAUAAAAGUGAGGAAUUUUCAGUUCCCUACAACGUAA
Molecule: messenger RNA, 618 nt
Organism: Camelina sativa (false flax)
Lineage: Eukaryota; Viridiplantae; Streptophyta; Magnoliopsida; Brassicales; Brassicaceae
Source: RefSeq, a predicted model, not a curated record